AUGUUAAAAAGCUCUUUUGCAGAUACAGAUGUUUUAACUACUGGAGUAGAAGUUAGUCAAGCUAUUUCAUCAAUGAGUACUAUUAGUAGUUUAGAAGCAACUAAACAGGUACUUAAUGUAGUUGGUACAGUUGGUGAAGCUAUUAGACCAUUUCUUCCACUGAUAGGAAUUGUAACUGUUUUGGUGGGGGAGAUAAAAAAAGUUUAUGAAAAUGCUCAAUAUAAUAAAAAAAUUUGCAAUGCUUUUCUUGAUCGU
This is a messenger RNA of Entrophospora candida, 255 nucleotides long. Lineage: Eukaryota; Fungi; Glomeromycota; Glomeromycetes; Entrophosporales; Entrophosporaceae. The record is from the annotation of a GenBank genome assembly.